UGUCGUGGGCGUCCCCCAAAACAGCGGGGGCACUUGAUAGUUGCAGAAAUUGGGCGCAUUGCAAGCAAAUAUCAAUCAUCGUUGUGUAGUAAACCUACAUCAUUUUCGAGUCGUGGUGGUAGUGACGCGAAUCUGGUUGCGAUUGGAAUCGAACAGCCGCAGUCUCAACAAAAUUUGCUUCAGCAAAAACCAUCCGUCCUCGACGAAAAUAUUAAAACACCUACAGAAGUAACCUCGACGGCGGCAGCCGCCUCCGAGGUUCCCGGCGCAAUCAAGACGACCAUCAAUAUCGGCAUUGCGAUGAACCACGUUAACGACCAGGAAAACCUUAAACAGCUCAACCUGGCACCAGUUCAGGUCAAUGAAGUCGAAGAAAUGGACACACAAGAAGAAACACCAAACGAUGGUGGCGGAGAUGGUAAUGAUACUAGUCCUAUGAAUGGAGAAUCAGAAUUAGCUUGUAUAGUUCAAGAUCAAGAAAUGGGAGAAGUACAAUACAGUACAAUACAGUACAAUACAGUACAAUACAAUACAGUACAGUACAAUACAGUACAGUACAGUACAGUACAGUACAGUACAGUACAGUACAGCACAGCACAGUACAGCACAGCACAGCACAGUACAGUACAGUACAGUACAGUACAGUGCAGUGCAGUGCAGUGCAGUGCAGUACAGUACAGUACAGUACAGUACAGUACAGUAGAAUACAGUACAGUACAGUACAGUACAGUACAGUACAACAUAUUUUGGGGAUUUAGUCAUUUUAUGACAUGGCAGGAUCUUUUGGAUCCUGAUAAAGGUUACAUUCAAGAUGACUCUAUUACACUUGAGGUUCAUGUGAUGGCUGAUGCUCCGCAUGGUGUCAGUUGGGAUAGUAAAAAACAUACUGGAUUUGUAGGUUUAAAAAAUCAAGGUGCUACGUGUUAUAUGAAUUCUUUACUUCAAACUUUGUACUUUACCAAUCAGUUACGAAAAGCUGUUUACAAAAUGCCAACGGAAAGUGAUGAUUCUAGUAAGAGUGUGGCUCUGGCCUUACAGAGGGUUUUUCAUGAAUUACAAUUUUCUGAUAAACCAGUAGGUACAAAAAAACUAACUAAAAGUUUUGGUUGGGAAACACUGGAUUCCUUUAUGCAACAUGACGUACAAGAAUUUUUACGAGUGCUUUUAGAUAAGUUGGAAACUAAAAUGAAAGGAACCUGUGUAGAGGGAACAGUACCAAAAUUAUUUGAAGGGAAAAUGGUGUCAUUUAUUAAAUGUAAAAAUAUUGAUUAUAAGUCAACUAGAGUUGAAACUUUCUAUGAUAUACAGUUAAAUAUAAAGGGAAAGAAGAAUAUUUAUGAAUCCUUUAAUGAUUAUGUAAGCACUGAAAGUCUGGAUGGCGAUAAUAAAUAUGACGCUGGAGAACAUGGUUUACAAGAAGCAGAAAAGGGAGUUAUCUUUUCGUCAUUUCCUCCAGUUCUAUACCUGCAUUUAAUGCGAUUUCAGUAUGAUCCAGUUACAGAUUGUUCAGUCAAAUUUAAUGACAGGUUUGAAUUCUAUGACAAAAUAAGUCUUGGUAAAUACUUACAAAAUAAAGAAGCAACGAGUGCAGAUUAUACAUUGCACGCAGUCUUAGUUCAUAGUGGAGAUAAUCAUGGUGGUCAUUAUGUUGUAUUCAUCAAUCCAGCUGGUGAUGGAAAAUGGUGCAAAUUUGAUGAUGAUGUCGUCUCGAGGUGUACGAAACAGGAAGCCAUUGAUCAUAAUUAUGGUGGUCAGGAUGAGGACAUAUCUAUGGCUGUAAAACACUGUACGAACGCCUAUAUGCUGGUGUAUAUAAGGAAUUCUGAAUUGGAAAACGUCUUACAAGAAGUUAAGGAAGGGGAUAUACCUCAAGAGCUGGUGGAGAGGUUGCAAGAGGAGAAGAGGCUGGAACAAAUAAGAAGAAAGGAGAGAACAGAAGCAUACUUGUAUAUAACCGUCAACGUCCUUCUCGAGGAUAACUUUGACGGUCACCAAGGAAAUGACUUGUAUGAUCCAGAGCAUGCUUGGUAUCGUAUAUUUCGCGUACGUAAGCAGUGUACCUUGCACGAGUUUCUCGAAUUGCUGAGUGAUAGCUUGAAAUAUCCAACAGAGCAAAUUCGUCUAUGGCCACUGAAUGUGCGUUCGAAUCAUACUUGUAGACCAAUGUCACUCGAGUUAGAACCUGAUACACAAAAAUCUAUUUACCAGUGCUCAGAAAAUCCAAAUGUAUGGAAUGUAUUUGUUGAACUUGUUCCUCCAGAUUCAGAUUUAACGGCACUGCCACCUUUUGAUAAAGACACUGAUGUUCUAUUAUUUUUUAAAUUAUAUGAUCCCAAAAACAAGAAGAUACAUUAUUGUGGUCAUCAUUAUAUGCCUGUCACAACUAAAGUCCAGGAACUUAUACCUAUUUUGAAUGAAAGAGCUGGAUUUCCACCAGAUACAGAAUUAGCACUUUUUGAAGAAAUUAAACCAAAUUUGGUUGAAAAAAUAGAUAAUUUAACAGAUCCAUUAGAAAAAGGCCUUGAUGAAUUAAUGGACGGUGACAUUAUUGUCUUUCAAAAGGAAGGAGACAAUCAGAUGUAUGAACUUCCAACGUGUAAAGAAUAUUUUAAGGACCUAUUUUACAGAGUGGAAGUAACAUUUUGUGACAAAACGAUUCCUAAUGAUCCAGGUUUUACAAUGGAACUCUCUUUGAGAAUGACAUAUGAUCAAAUGGCAAGAGCUGUAGCACAAAGAGUUGGCACUGAUCCGUACCUCCUACAAUUUUUUAAAUGUCAAAACUAUAAAGACUCACCUGGACAUCCACUAAAAUGUACAUAUGAAGGUUCGCUGAAGGAUUUGGUUUCUUAUUGCAAACCAAAAACAAAGAAAUUAUAUUAUCAGCAGCUCAGUAUUAGAGUAAAUGAGCUUGAAAACAAAAAACAAUUUAAAUGUAUAUGGGUUGGUCCAUCCCUUAAGGAAGAAAAAGAAAUCAUUCUUUACCCUAACAAAAACGGAACUGUGGCUACUUUGCUUGAAGAAGCGAAGAAACAAGUAGAAUUGUCGGAAAACGGAUCUGGAAAAUUAAGGAUACUAGAAAUCACUUCUAGUAAAUUGUCGCCUGGCCCAAGAGAAGAUGUACCCUUAGAUAACUUAAAUACAACUGGCACAAAAUUAUACAGGAUAGAAGAAAUUCCAAACGAUGAAUUAAAUUUAGCAGAAGAUGAAAUGUUAAUUCCUGUUGCACACUUUCAUAAGGAUGUAUUUUCGACGUUUGGUAUUCCCUUUUUCUUUAAAAUUAAACAGGGUGAAUCUUUCCCAAAGAUGAAAGAGAGAUUACUGAAGAAAUUGGGAGUACAAGAAAAGGAAUUUGAAAAGUUCGCGGUGGUGACAAUGGGAAAGCCACACUUUAUUAUGGAUUCGCCAGAAUACAUUGUGAAUCUCGCAGACUUCCGUACACAUCCAAGUCAGAGCACAUCGCCAAACAGGCCUUGGCUUGGCUUGGAACACGUCAACAAAGCGCCAAAGCGUUCUCGAAUCAACUACCUCGAAAAGGCUAUUAAAAUUUACAAUUAAAUUUUCAUCCUGUGAAGAGGAAUUAGGCAGCCACUCAUAUAAUUUAUACGAUUCUAUAAUAAGAAAGCGUCGUCUGACACAGAAUGGUUGGAAAUGCGUUUGCGUAUUCGAUUCUUCAGGCAGAUAGAGCGUGGUUUUAAUAUUAUGAACAUGUUAACGAAAGGUAAAUCUACGCUUUGUAUACGAUGGAUUAAGAGAGUGUUAUGACCAUACAAUGACGCUUUAUGAAUCAUGUAAGUUCUCCCUUUCGAAUCGACAGGGAUUUUACGUAGUGGCUGGAUCGAUGGCACAACAUCGAUUCCACUAUGCACCAACAAUGGAUUAGACGCUUCUAUCUGUGAAAUCGAUUUUUGUAUUUGUAAAUAUAUUUGUCGCUUGAUGGCAGUCGUUUAUAAGUAUUUUUGAAGGCAGUGUUUUCAAUGCAUUCGAUUCAGUCAAGAACAAGAAUUUCUUUAAACUGAUAUUUCAUUAUGAAAGCGAAUAUGGAUUACAACCGCAGAAUGAAGAAUCCUCAUGUCAGGAAUGAAAGAGGUAUUUAUGAAUGAAGCAUCAUAUUACUUUCAUAGAAGGGCUCAAUUUUUUUUAAAUUUUCAUUAUUUGAUCCUGCCACGUAAAAUCUUUGUAUUGAUUUAAUAAGAUCCAAAGAGACACAUUGUGUACUGUUCUACGUGAUGUAAUAUUUAAAGCUCAUUAUCAGAAAAGAAUUGUCUAUACACUCCUCCUUCAUAUUAUAUUCAGGAUGUUUGAAACGCAGUUUGAUACUCGUCCUAUAAUCUUAUAUUCUGCACUUUAAAGUAUGUUUACGAGAAAAUAAACAUUAAUGUUUUGUUUAUAGUGUUAUUUGUUCAUACAUGAAAAUGUAAGUAUCGAUCCAUUAAAACAAAAUGUAACUAAACAAUCGUUUAACAUUAUAUAAAGAAUUUAUAUAUGGAAUAUCAAAUUUAAACGUUUUACAACUAAAUUCUUGAGUUGCUUUCCAAACACCCUGGAGCCUUUUGCGUUUGAAUAUAUUCUUUUGUCUGUGUGUGUUUUAUGCGUCUUUUCCUAAUAUACUUUACCGAGAUUCUAGUAAACUUUGCAAAUAUAUAACAGUAGACUAACACAUUAAUGAGGCAGAAUUUUAAUUUAAGAAAUAAACUAAACGCGUCGUGUAUAGCAAAUGUUCAACACAUUGCACAUUAAAUACAAGUAAUUGUAUUGAAUAUGCGAAAAGCUAAACAAUUAUUUAAAUGGAAAACUCAUUUCAUGCUCAUUUUUGUCAGAUAUAUUGCUUUAUUAGUUAUAUAAUAUUUUACGGUUUUGUCUAUAAUUCAUGAUAUAUUACAAAUCUGCUUCCAAAUAUUUUUCUGUCUAGUACUAACCACACAACAUUAUACGAAAAUUCCUUUAUUGCGUACGAGUUAUUUUUCAAUCAGUGUUUUUCUGCCUUAACUGUGAUGAAAGUCUUUCGAUAAAACACAUUUAACUUUCGUAGUUCUGAAAUACUUACGAAUGCUAUUAAAUAUUGAAAGAAGGUGGAGCAAUUUAUUCAAUUUAUUUAACGAAUAAAAUUUCCAUCUGAAAUAUUAGUUUGUUACCAUUGUUAAAAAAAUGAGUGUUCUGACUUUUAACAUGAAACAUAAACUAUAAAUGAAUUUCAGUUUAUUUAACUAUUAGUUUUUUAGGAUAAUAAAUUACUGUAAACGAAUUCAAACAGUAACUUUAAAGUUAAACAAUAUUAAGUAUAGUUUUUACAGUGAAGAAGAAUUAUCAAACUUCACUGCGUUGAGCGCUUCUUGAGCACAUUUCAAAAUUGGCGAGUUCAACUGUAAGAUAAUAAUGCAUGAAAAACCAAUGCGGCGUACAGUGGUAACGACGUAAGUUGGGUAGCGGAGUUGCGAAGAAAUGUUGCAAUGCUCUGUAAAAAUCGAAACGUGCUUGUACAGGUAGCUUGAUUACUUAAAACCGUGAUUUUAAUUAUGUAUGUGUUUUACACGUUGAACACACAUCUUAUUGCUAGUUACGUCAGUUUUCAAAUUUAAUUUCGGUAUCUUCUGCAACAUCGUUGGCACUACCAUUGUGUAAAAUAUAAUUCUAAACAGGAUACCAAUUUUUGUGUGUUAAUAUUAUAUGGGGAGGGGAAUGAAAAAUGUAGAAACCCGAGGGUUUCAAGUGACGCAAAAUGCAAAGUGUUUUUUAAACACGGAACAUUAAAAUUUUCUAAUAAUAUUGAAAUCAUUGUGAAUGUGUGACCGCAUUCUUAGUAAGACGUAGAUUUGAAGCGACAUUACAAUAGACAGAAUGUCUUUUGUUAAGUCAUACCUAAACGCGACUGCUUUACUGGAAGGAAAUUAAAACAUGCAUGUUAAUUUUGACAUUCUGAAAACAUAAAAUAUAUUUUGUUGUUAAUAUAUACAUAUAUGUAUUCAUUAUAUAUAUCAUUGUCAUUGUUACAUUCUCCAUAAAUAUCAAUAAUGACAAUGAUUUUUUAGUUGAAUCUAGUACGGAUACUUAUAAUGAUAUUAAUAGCAACUGUGUAUUUUUUCCAUGUAAUCAUAAACAGUUUAUAGAAAGAGAAUUGUUUAAGUUAUUAUUCUGCAAUAAAAAAUGAAACUAUAAGAAUAUAUCAUAUAUGACCUGCAGAGGAACAACAACACUCUAUGAUUUGUUUUUAAGCAUUUAAAACAUGCUUCAAUAUUUUUGUAGCGGCUAAUUAAUUGCGAUUAUAAAUUUUACUUAUAACUUUCUAAUAGUUACUUUCUAGGCAAAAAAGGUAUAAUGCAGGUGUGGAUAAAUAAAAUAAUUAAUAAUAAAAAGAAAUUGCUAACACAAGCAAUUCGAUUUUACAAGUCUUAAUUUUAUUAACGCCAACAUUCUAAUAUUAUUCUUGUAUAGUAUUAGAAAAGAAGUACAUUAUAACAGUCAUAUUUUAUAAACUGUACUAAUUAAUCAUACUAAAGUAUUAUAAAAGCUACCUACAUUUAUAAUAGCAACAUUUAAAUAAGAUUGUGUUACACAUGACCUCAUUUCUAGGUGAAAGUUUUGUACAUAAAUAUUACAUGAAAACUCUUCUUAAAUAAUACUAAAAUUGUAAAUAUGUUGUUAUGCACAACAUUUAAUAUUUUCCUAUCAUCAUCGAAGUUACUUGUUAUUUAUUUUGUGCAAAUUCGUUGUUAUCAAAAAAUCUGUUUUAGUUAUUCACGAAGCAUGUAUUGGAUAAAACUGAUGGAAAACUUAAAAAAAACUGUAGAUAUUUUCUUCGAAUUUAAUCAAUUAUAUUGUGUAAGAAUGUUGUUUUUUUUAGUGGUACGUUUUAUCAGAUAUCUGUUACGUUACAUAAUGCAUUUUAUUCUGCAAUUAUUAAAAUAUCUUUUAUUAAGUGACCUAUUAUAUUAUUAUACGUAUCAACUGCCGUGUUACUGCAAUUACACGAUGUUUAAAAUGACUUUCUUAAACAGUAUUCAUGGUAAUAAUGAUUAUGUUGAAAAUAUCGUCUGUCGUACGGAGAACUAUAAAUCUAGUAACAGUACUAUUACAUAAUUUUUUAAAUAAAUUAAGUAGAAAUUGUUUACUAUUCUGAUCGAUGGCUUUUAAUGUACUUAUCUACUGUCAAUCCAUUCUCUUUUGCAUUUUUAAUCGCAAAUUACAACCACGUUUCAUGAUAUUUUUAACUCCAUCACAGCUAUCAGCGUAGCAGGUUUUUAUAGUAUAAUUAAUUAACAACGCUAAAAAGUAUAUUCAAUUAAGUGAAAAUUAAAUACGUUCUUAAGGAGAGUAUCUACUUCUAAAUAUAUUUUCUGCAAUAUCGAUAAUGUCGUGUGAAGUGAUAUAAAUAAUUAUAAUACAACAAUAUGUGUUUGUAAAGAGUCAACAAUAUUUUUUCAAGUUGCACUAUUUCAUAUGGAUUAUAAACUAUACAAAUGAUUUGUGACUCAAUGUUUUGUUUUGUUUGAUAACGAUCAGCCAUGUACUUUCAACUACACGAUUUAAUUAAGGUCUCGAGAUUAUUUUAACGAAUACUAUGCUACUUUCUGAAUAAAGCAUUAAACAAUAAUUAUGUUAAAGAUCUCGUUUUAUAAUAAAGUUGUUACCGCCAACCGAACAAAAUUUGUUUGACAAACUACUUCCUUGUGUUUUU
Messenger RNA from Nomia melanderi (Alkali bee), 7672 nucleotides. NCBI's taxonomy places the organism in Eukaryota, Metazoa, Arthropoda, Insecta, Hymenoptera, Halictidae. The record is from RefSeq and is a predicted model, not a curated record.